GAUAGCAGAAACUGAAGAUGACCGGAAUAAAUGGAUCGACACGUUACAGCUAGCAAUGCGCCUGAAACGAUCAACUGUGUCUGUAUCAGAUGUAUUAAAAACAUCAACGUCUGAAGAUAUUUCCGGAAACUCAGAUGAUGAAUUCUGGGAAAAAGAUUCGUCACCAGGACAACAUCAUUUAUAUUCCACCAUAGACCAUACAGGUGAUACCUGCGAAGACGAUGUUUUCGAUGACGUUGAAAGCAAGCAUAACAAAUUACAGACUCAUAUUUAUGAACAAUGUGACUUUGCAAUUACGCAGAAUCAUAAUCCAAAAUCUUCGAGUAUCCAUACCACUGCAGACGAUGAGAGUUCCCCGUCAUAUGCAGUAGUUAAUAAGAGGCAACCGUCGACCCCUGUUUCGAAUCAAAACACUUUGGAUGCGGGUGUGCAUAGAGAAAGUGGAUACGAAACUACGGAGCCGGGCGAUGCUUCCGAUAAUAUCGACAAUUAUAAUGAGAUUGGAGGUAUAGAAUUCGGUGGCGAAUGUGAAGAGACUGAUGGGAAAUUGGAUGACGAAGUGUCAGACGAUGGCGAAACACGUGCUGUUGAUUUGCUGAAGGAUUUACUUAGAAAAACCAUAGUGUCAGGCGAUCUAGAGGAUACUGACAAAGAUGAAAUUGAAACGAAUAAAGAGGAAGAGGAAAUAUCGGCAAUGGACAAACUCCGUGCGUUGCUAGGAAACGAAUAAUGAUUUGCAUGGGACAUAUUGCAAUAACAUCGUGAAUUAUUAAAAGGACAAAGUUUUGAAUUGUACAUUCGUAAAGAGAGGACUACUAUAUACAUUGGAACGUCGUUAUAAAUAUCUAUUAUUUUUUGUUUUCUUUAAGUCGUUUUGCUUUAUUGCCAUCAACAAAUCAAAGAAAUUGGUACCGUAACGAAAUAAUUAGGAUUAAAAUCAUGCACUGGAGUGUGAUUUAAUUUGUUUAUAUGCUUCGAAAAUCCUUUUUAUGCCUAAAAUCCUUCUUAGACUAAAAUACGGUACACACUGCGCCUGAGGAUCGUCAGUCGACGUGAUUUUUUAUAGCGAAUAGCUCAGCUUCUCCACGCGUCGUCAAACGCUCAUAGUCCUACAAUCUUCGCGUGCGACGCAGUGUGUGCUCAUCAGCUUUUCGGAACUCAAAUUUAAUAAAAUACAGAUAGGCCUAUUUUGAUAGCUCCUGUUUUGUCAACGUACGAGCAUGAGGUUUCGCAAGCUUACAACAAUAACGAAUACGGUUACGUCAUCAAUUCUUUAGUCAAUCUAUCCAUAGAGUAUACAUCUGCCACAACUUAGCCCACCUUUUAUCCCUUACAAAUAUUCAGCUCGUAUAUAAUGUCAAGAAUGUUUAGGCACAAAUGACAAUUAUAUGAUGACGUAUCCUUUAUUCAUUAUCUUUUUCGUAAGUUUGCUAAACUCUAAUAGGCCUAGGCCUAUUUCACUUGGAAUACACGAAGAUGCAAUCUUCAUUAUACAGAGCAGUAAGUUAAUAAGCAGAAUAUUUUAUUUGUAGUUAAAUUGUGUUCAAGAAACUAAUUCGUCGUUGUUUUGUUUUAUCAUUUGAUGUAACAGGUGUAUUUUGCUUCGACUUUAUUUUGUUUAUUCUGCUAUAUAGCGUUUUUGUUAAGAAUUUAUAUAGGCCUAAGCUUAAUGACCAUCAUAAUCGUCCUCUUCAUAGCAUAGACUCUGACUUUAGAUUCUUAUGUAAAUGUGUACGCAAUGACCACUGUAGCAGUACAAACAAAAUAGGAAAAGAAUGUUAACUUGUUAAGUUUGAACAAAUGUGAACGUUAUUUAUUAAAGAAAUGGUUUCUAAUUUAAAGUACCGGUAUUUGUUAUUAUGAAAAUAGAAUUACUUAUUUGUUAAAUAUCAUUUAAGUGUAUGCACCAAAAUCGGCAUACCAUGAGAUGGAAAAUGAUGAGUUUUACAACACCUAAGCUCUGUCGACACUAUCAUUUCUUUUUUUUACAAAAAAACACUGUUGUAUGCCCAUAUAUAGUCACGACGUGCCUAUAUAUGGUCAUGAUGUGAUGUCAUCAUGACCAUAUUUAGGCAUGUCACAUGUUUUUGUCAAACA
Messenger RNA from Anneissia japonica, 2097 nucleotides. RefSeq lists its product as uncharacterized. The coding region runs from base 56 to 730 and encodes 224 amino acids. The transcript is spliced from 2 exons. NCBI's taxonomy places the organism in Eukaryota, Metazoa, Echinodermata, Crinoidea, Comatulida, Comatulidae. The record is from RefSeq and is a predicted model, not a curated record.